Molecule: messenger RNA, 663 nt
Organism: Humulus lupulus (European hop)
Lineage: Eukaryota; Viridiplantae; Streptophyta; Magnoliopsida; Rosales; Cannabaceae
Product: large ribosomal subunit protein P3
Exons: 2
Coding region: 106-462 (118 amino acids)
Biological process (GO): translational elongation
Cellular component (GO): ribosome
Molecular function (GO): structural constituent of ribosome
Source: RefSeq, a predicted model, not a curated record
AUUUAGUUACAGAGCAAUCUCUCCUUUCUACUGAAAGCACAAACGCAUCGAGAAAACCAGAGAAGCCGUCGUCUUAGGGUUAAGCGUAAAUACAAGCAGAAAGUCAUGGGAGUUUUCACCUUCGUUUGCAAGAGCUCCGGUGGCCAAUGGACUGCAAAGCAAUUCUCAGGUGAUCUUGAGGCCUCCGCCGCCUCCACCUACGAGCUCCAAAGAAAGCUUGUUCAGACCGCUCUCUCCUCUGACUCAUCCGGCGGCGUUCAGUCAUCUUUCUCUUACAUCACUCCCACUUCCGCUGUAUUCCAGGUGAUUGUUGGUGGAGGUGGUGGUGGUGCCGUCUUUGCCGGUGGCGCUGCUGCCGCAGCCCCCAGUGGUGGAGCCGCUGUCGAGGCUGCCCCAGCUGAGGAGAAGAAAGAAGAGAAGGAAGAGAGCGAUGACGACAUGGGUUUCUCACUCUUCGAUUAGACACUCUUGUUUUUGCUUCGUAAGAAGAGAUCUUUUUUGCUACUUUAAGAGUUUGUUUAGUAUCAUGCUUUUAUGUUAGUUCUUUUUUUUUUCUUUUUAUUAUUCGGUGCUUUUCAACAUGAGAAUCGGUUUAGAUAUUAUUGAUAUGAUAUGGGCGUUUUACAAAUUUGUUCUACCUUCUAUGAAUGAGGUUUGUCUGUU